Elaeis guineensis (African oil palm) is the source of this 414-nucleotide messenger RNA. Lineage: Eukaryota; Viridiplantae; Streptophyta; Magnoliopsida; Arecales; Arecaceae. The record is from RefSeq and is a predicted model, not a curated record.
AUGACUUUAAGUAAUUCUUUGAUGAACAUACAUGUCAAGUGCUGGCAGAUAGAUCUUGCUCACUUGCUGUUUGAUGGUAUGCCUGAGAAGGAUUUGAUUUCUUGGAAUGUUAUGAUUUUUGGGUGUGCAAAGAAUGGGCAUGUGGAAGAGGGUUUGCCGUUGCUAUGUGAGAUGAAGGCAAGGAAUAUAAGAGUCAAUGAAGCAACAUUUCUUAGCAUAAUAUCUACUUAUGAGCAGCAAGAUUUAGCACUCGAGAUUCAUGGUCACAUGUGGGAGAUGGGUUUUGAAUCGCAUGUUUUCAUUUGCAAUGCUUUCAUUGAUACAUAUUCAAGAAUUGGAAAUGUCGAUCUGGGCAGAAUAAUUUUUGAUGAAAUGCCGAAACGAGACAUUAUCACUCAAAAUUCCAUGAUCUAG